This is a messenger RNA of Hyla sarda, 2529 nucleotides long. RefSeq names its product glypican 2 (gene GPC2). The coding region runs from base 460 to 2247 and encodes 595 amino acids. Gene Ontology annotation, biological process: regulation of protein localization to membrane; cell migration; regulation of signal transduction. NCBI's taxonomy places the organism in Eukaryota, Metazoa, Chordata, Amphibia, Anura, Hylidae. The record is from RefSeq and is a predicted model, not a curated record. Gene Ontology annotation, cellular component: plasma membrane; extracellular region; cell surface. The transcript has 11 exons.
AGCUGGAGGCACCCUGGUUGGGAGACAGAGCUGUAUGUGAUAGUAUGAUGAGCAGAAGAAUAGGGUCCCCUGAUUCUGCCCCCCACUGUUAGUGCCCAGGUCCCAGCUGUAUGAGGGGACCCCCUAAUCUUUUCUGUCCUCGUGUCCUGUAUAUGAUCUGUAAAUGAUAUAUCUGUCCCCUCCAUCCUCUGAGGGGUCUCUGCCCCCACUGGGGGUCCAGGCUGUGUCCCGGUGUGUCCCCUCAGUCUGGAGGGUAUAUACAUUGUGUAGUGGUGAUAUAUAUGGGUGGGCUCUGAGCAGCCUCCCCCGGCCCACGCCCUGUCUGAGAUCUCCAUACAGGAGGCGGCUCUAGGACCGCGGGGCUGCGCUCCUCUCCUUUGUCUUCCAGCUGAUCCAGCGCCGGCUCCGCUCCCAGCUGCUCUCUAUAUAUCCUCUCCUGCACAGAGACCCCCGGCUGUCAUGCGCGGCUACAGGUUCGUCCUCCUCUUCUUCCUCCUGACAGAUGUUCCAGGAAUCCUCAGUGUCGGGGUCAGUGAGGUCCGAAGUUGUGUAGAUGCCGCCCGGGAGCUUAGAGAGAGGGGCCUGAGUGACAUCCCAGAGGUCCGGACCCCAAUAUCUGGGGAACACCUUCGCAUAUGCCCCCAGGAGUACACGUGCUGUCCCAGCGAGACCGAGCAGCGGCUGAGUGAGGAGAGCGUCAGAGAUUUAGCCCGAAUAGUCAAUGAGACCGUCAGCUAUCCCACUGGAGUAUUAACCAAGGCAAGAAAGAAGUUCCAAGAAUUUUUUCUCGCCCUUCUUGACUCUUCAGAGAACUCUCUGGCUGCCAUGUUUGCGCUCUCCUAUGGACAUCUGUACUCCCAGAAUGCUGCUCUCUUCAGCACUCUCUUCUCUGAGCUGCGAGCCUACUACAUGGGAGGAGGAGCAGCCCGGCUGGCUGAGGCGCUCUCUGAGUUUUGGGCUGCGCUUUUGGAGCGUACACUCCGGCUGCUGCUUCCUCAUUAUGAGCUGAGUGCAGACUAUAUGGAGUGCGCAGCUCGUAGAGCGGAGGAGCUAAGGCCCUUCGGAGACAUCCCACGGAAGCUUCGCAUACAGGUCACAAGAGCAUUAGGAGCAGCCAGAACACUGGUCCAAGGACUGGCAACAGCGAGUGACAUCGUCAGCAGAGCAACCAAGACAGUGCCCCCUCCUGACUGUCUCCGGGCUGCAAUGCGGAUGUGGUAUUGUCCAUUGUGCCGAGGUCACACUGGCCUGCUGCCUUGUCACGGCUUAUGCCUUAAUGUCAUGAAGGGCUGCCUUGCCCACCAGGCAGAUAUGGAUGGUGACUGGAAUAGUUUGAUAGAUGGGCUGCAGGAAGUAGCUGAGCGUCUGACCGGACCGUUCAAUGUGGAACUCGCCACCGAAUCGAUUUCAGUGAAGAUUUCUGAGGCAAUUAUGACCCUGCAGGAGGAGAGCGUACAGCUCACAGCACAGAUAUUCCAGUCGUGUGGCACUCCGCGUCCAUCCCGAACCAAACGUUCCCCUCAUCAAGAGCCAAGGAGGACGUUUCAAGUGUACAGCAAUGAGGAGAAGCCCACAUCAGCUGCCGGCACCAACAUAGACAGGCUGGUAAGAACAUAUUGGUCCGUCGUAGCUGCAAUGUCCCAUCUGUCCAUAUCCUCGCCUUAUGUUGUGUCUUCUUCUCGGCAGGUAUCAGACGUGGUGUCCAAACUCCGCCAACUGCGCGGCCUCUGGAAGCUUCUCCCUCUGUCUCUGUGUUCUGAUCACAGGGUCUCUGCCGGUCUCAGCAACCAGGACAAGUGCUGGAACGGACAGACCCGGGGAAGGUAUCUCCCGCAGGUCACAGGUGAUGGAGUCGUAAAUCAGAUCAAUAAUCCGGAGGUGGAGUUACCGAUGUCGCCGCCGGAUCCUAGAACCCGCCAGCUGGGGCUGCAGCUUCGCGUGGUGAGGAGCAAACUGAAAGCGGCGUACAGCGGGAGGGACAGCGAGACGCAGGAUCCCUAUGAUGAAGGCAGCGGAGGCUCUGGUGGGGGGGAACCUGUAACGGAGAAACCCGUCAUCAAAGUCCAGGGAGGUGGCGGAGAGCGAAAGGAGCGACCUGGCAAGGACAAGAAGCAGGGUGCAGGCGGGAGAGGGAGGGGUGGUAGGAAGGGUGGGGGUAGGAACAAUGAUGGGGCAGGAGCGUUGGGGUCCCCCACGUGUGUCAUCAUUCUCAUGACCUUAGUCGCAAGGCUUUUAGUAUCUAUGUGACCUCGACAAAGUGAUUGUAGUCAUCAGGAUUCUGACCAGUGCGGCCUGUGAUCAUAAAAUACAACUUAUUAUUGGAUUCUCCCAUUCCUCACAUUACUGAGAUGGCAAAGCACAUGACAUCCAGUAGUAGAGGAUAUAACGUAUCAUCCAUAGCAGCAGUGCCGACACCAUGUAUGCCCAAGUAGCUGCUAUCCGUAUAUCUGUCACCUUAAAGGGGUACUCCACUGCCCCAGUGUUCAGAACAUUUAGUUCCGAACGCUGGUUGCAGGCUACGGGGGUCGU